AUGGGUAAUGUAAAUAACUGGACCGUUCAAUGUGUGCUGAUGGUGAACAUGUUUAAUGAAAAGAUAUUCAUUUUCCUGUGGUUCUGGUUCGCCAUGUUACUCUUCUGCACUUCAUUCAAUCUUUGCCGUUUGGAUUCUCGUCGACGAUACAGCAAAGCAGCUCGGGAAACCUUCCUCUAUAACGUUUUGACGGACAGUGGACUUGACACCACGGAAGUCGAGCGAGAGGAGUUCUUCCGCGAAGUGGUGCAGAACGACGGAUUGUUGGUGCUGUGGCUGCUUGACGCUAACGGUGGUCGCCUACAGUCCGGAGAACUUGCUCACCAGCUUUGGAUGUCGAAAUUCCCACAGAGUGAUGACAAAACGCUCUCUACCAUAGCCGAAGACGAAGCGCUACAUUUGAACGAUCAGCUUUGGAGGGAAAACUAUCCAAGUACUUGUUUUGGCUUACCUAACCUAUCUGUAACUUGUUUGCCGAGAGCAACUGAGCUCUCCUAA
This is a messenger RNA of Cooperia oncophora, 498 nucleotides long. The record is from the annotation of a GenBank genome assembly. Lineage: Eukaryota; Metazoa; Nematoda; Chromadorea; Rhabditida; Trichostrongylidae.